AUGGAAGAGGAAACAUCGACCACGGAUGCUCUCACAGGUGUUGAGGUUCCAACAUCCAAUGGUGACACCCCCGAGACUGAAGAAACUCGAGGGAAGAUGACUGGUUUGGUAGAGUUCAAGCGUUUGAGCAUCAUGCCCCAGUGUUCCACGGAUCGUACCCUGGGCUUCUUGACUGAACCUGUGGUGAGCGACCCAGCAGCUGGGUCUCAGCUGCCGAACAAUCCAGAGUGGCGAGGAUGUGUCUCGACGAGCCCUUCAUCAUUGCCCUUUGCCACGCGUCUCUAG
Molecule: messenger RNA, 285 nt
Organism: Perkinsus marinus ATCC 50983
Lineage: Eukaryota; Perkinsozoa; Perkinsida; Perkinsidae
Exons: 3
Coding region: 1-285 (94 amino acids)
Source: RefSeq, a predicted model, not a curated record